AAUUCGUAAAAGAAAGCGGACGAAAUGUCCAAAAUGGCCGCGCGUGCGCUACAGAACCGGCGUAUACCCUGAAACCGGUUCCCGACGUUUACCUUGACUGUGGCUGCAAAUCAUCCACACAGUUGUCGUUAGAUCGUUGCGCGUGUGAUUACUCGUAUCUCGGCCUCGAAAGUUUGGAAAGUCCUGAGUGUCCGUCCGGCAGCACGAUGUUUCUAAACAUUUGGACAUGCUCGAUAAUAUGCCUGCUGGUAGCCGCGACCAUCAUCGGCGGAGUUAUUUUGCUUCUACUGCUCCUGCGGGUCUACAUUUACCUCAGUACCGGGGUCUGCAAGAGCAAGGUCAGCAUGAAGGGCAAAACCGUGUUGAUAACCGGCUGUACGUCGGGCAUCGGCCGCGAAACCGCCAGGAAUCUCGUAAAACGCGGCGCCAGGCUUAUCAUGGCCUGUAGGAACGUCGAAGCGGCCAACAAGCUCAAAGAUGAGCUAAUAAAGGAGAGCGAUAACCAGGAAAUUGUCGUACAUAAGCUAGACCUAUCGUCCCUAGAGUCGGUGCGAGACUUUGUUAAGCAAGUGAAUAACGAAGAGAAACGGUUAGACGUACUGAUACACAAUGCUGGUACAGCAGAAACUUUCAGUAAGAAGAUUAGCAUCGACGGCAUCGAGAUGACCAUGGCCACGAAUCACUACGGCCCCUUUUUAUUGACGCAUCUUCUGAUUGAUUUGUUAAAACGCUCAGCUCCAAGUCGCAUAGUCGUGGUGGCGUCAAGCCUGUACCGAUUGGCUAACCUCAACUUGGAUAAUAUUAACCCAACAAUGACGUUUCCGGCAUACCUUUACUACGUAUCCAAGUACGCCAACAUCAUGUUCACUCUAGAGCUCGCCCGUCGUCUUGAGGGAACUGGUGUUACCGCUAACUGUCUGCAUCCGGGAAUGAUCGAUAGUGGCAUCUGGCGUAAUGUUCCAGCACCGCUAUCCUGGGGACUCCAAGUAAUUGUCAAAAGCUUCUUCAAGACACCCGAACAAGGCGCUCAGACCAGCAUCCAGUUGGCCGUCUCCGAACAUCUCAAGAACACCACUGGAAAGUACUUCUCCGACUGUCAGGAAAGUAGUUUAUCCUCGGGAGUCAGCGAUGCAGCCAAAUGUAAAAAGUUCUGGGAGCUCAGUGAAAACAUUGUUAAAUUGCAAUCUACCGACCCGAAAAUAUAGUGUUUCUUAAUCAAAGAAUAAUAUACAAUAUAUUUCACGUUACAUAUGAUAAUAGAUAUAUUUUGUUAUUUUUCAUAUUUGUUGUCUUUAUAGAAUAGCUUUAUGGCAUUGCGCAUAAUUAUUUAGUUUU
Molecule: messenger RNA, 1335 nt
Organism: Ceratosolen solmsi marchali
Lineage: Eukaryota; Metazoa; Arthropoda; Insecta; Hymenoptera; Agaonidae
Product: retinol dehydrogenase 14
Exons: 5
Coding region: 207-1205 (332 amino acids)
Source: RefSeq, a predicted model, not a curated record